Colletotrichum karsti is the source of this 990-nucleotide messenger RNA. Its product is annotated as pyridoxal reductase. Gene Ontology annotation, cellular component: cytoplasm. The transcript has 4 exons. The coding region runs from base 1 to 990 and encodes 329 amino acids. Lineage: Eukaryota; Fungi; Ascomycota; Sordariomycetes; Glomerellales; Glomerellaceae. The record is from RefSeq and is a predicted model, not a curated record.
AUGAGCCAAUCCAUUGCACCGAAGAGCAUUGCCGGCCAGACCAUUGGUCCCGUUGGCUUUGGUUUGAUGGGUCUCACGCGUCCAUGGGACCCAGUCGAGUACUCUGCUGCCGUGAAGGUCAUGAAGACCGCACUGGAGCAGGGUGCCAACUUCUGGAAUGGGGGAAUUCACUACGGAACGCCGACCGCCAACUCACUGCACCUGCUCAAGCACUACUUCGAGCAAUACCCCGAAGAUGCCAGCAAGGUAGUACUCAGCAUCAAAGGCGCCUACGACGCCAAGACGCACACCCCGGACUGCAGCCCAGAGGGCAUUCGGGCAUCGGUAGAAGAAGCCGUCAGAGUCCUGGACGGCGUCAAGAAGAUCGACGUAUUCGAGUGUGCACGAGUUGACCCCAAGGUCCCCAUCGAGACAUCCAUCCAGACUCUGGCGGAGCUCGUCAAGGAGGGAAAGAUUGGCAGCAUUGGUCUCAGCGAGGUCAGCGCAGCGACGAUUAGACGCGCGCACGCUGUCCACCCCGUCGCGGCGGUUGAGAUCGAGCUCAGCAUCUUCACGCCUGAUGUUCUCAGCAACGGCGUAGCAGAUGCAUGCCACGAACUUGGCAUUGCUGUCGUGGCAUACAGCCCCGUGAGUCGAGGCUUGCUCACGGGCGAGUUCCGAAAGCCAGAGGACCUUCCGUCAAACGACAUGCGACACAUGCUGCCGCGCUUCAAGCCCGAAGUCUUUUCGCAAAACUUCAAGCUCGUCGAGGCCGUCGAGAAGAUCGCCAAGCGCAAGGGAUCCACGGUAGCGCAGGUUGCCAUUGCCUGGGUCAGACGACAGGGCGCCAUUCCGAUCCCUGGAUCAACCAAGGUUGAACGGAUUGCGGAGAACUGUACGGAUGUGGAUCUAAGCCAGGAGGAUUUGGAGGAGAUUCAGCAGCUGAUCGAGAGCUUGCCUGUGGCAGGACAACGCUACGGUGGACGAUUUGAGGAGUAUCUCAACAAGUAG